Penicillium longicatenatum is the source of this 1800-nucleotide messenger RNA. Its product is annotated as GMC family oxidoreductase. Gene Ontology annotation, biological process: secondary metabolite biosynthetic process. The transcript is spliced from 4 exons. The record is from RefSeq and is a predicted model, not a curated record. Gene Ontology annotation, molecular function: oxidoreductase activity, acting on CH-OH group of donors; flavin adenine dinucleotide binding. The coding region runs from base 1 to 1800 and encodes 599 amino acids. Lineage: Eukaryota; Fungi; Ascomycota; Eurotiomycetes; Eurotiales; Aspergillaceae.
AUGAAUUUGCUGUUUGGUUCUUCUCUCAUGUGCCUGGCUCUUCAUGCCGGGUACGCGCGAACAGAGCCUAUUGCGCGCAGAGGUGCCCCCUUGCUUGAUGCUUCAUUUGACUAUGUCGUUGUCGGUGCUGGCACCGGUGGUAGCGUCGUGGCGACGCGCCUAGCGCAACAGUCAUUCAAGGUCGCCUUGGUGGAAGCAGGUGGUCACUAUGAGGUUGAAUCAUUGGCAGAGGUCCCUGCUGCCGAUGUGCUUCCGGUGGGAUCUGAUCCCAGUACAUCGUCCGCCGUAGAUUGGGGCUUCGUAACGAGUGGACAACCUGGAGCAAAUGGACGGUCAAUACAUUAUGCGCGAGGAAAAUGCCUCGGUGGAUCCCCGACGAUCGAAUCAAUGGAACAAUGGGCCAGCACUGUCAAUGACAGCAGUUAUGAAUUCGACGCAGUGCUCCCAUACUACAAGAAAAGCGCGAAAUUCACACCACCAAACACGAGCCUGCGCGCAAAGAACGCAACAGCUGAAUAUAGCACCGAAGGAUUCGAAAGUAACGGGGGGCCUCUUCAGGUUUCCUAUGCAAACUACGCACAGCCCUUCUCCUCCUGGAUGGAACUCGGCAUGAACGCCAUCGGGAUCAACGACACACAAGAUUUCAACCUGGGCUCAUUGAUGGGAGCGCAAUACUGCUCGUCGACCAUCGAUCCUAGCACCGAGUUCCGCAGCAGCUCCGAAUCUUCUUUUCUCUCCAACAUCAAACCCUCGACACUGACAACUUAUGACAAUACUCUGGCUAAAAAGAUUGUUUUCAACGACAAUAAAACGGCGACAGGAGUCCAAGUAAAGGGGGCACUUGGAAACACGAUCACACUUUCAGCAAAGAAAGAGGUGAUCGUCUCCGCAGGUGUUUUCCAAUCCCCGCAACUCCUCAUGGUGUCCGGCGUUGGGCCAUCGGAUAUUCUGGAGGAACAUGGAAUUACAGUUGUAGCAAACCGGCCCGGCGUCGGACAGAACAUGUGGGAUCACCCGUUCAUGGCGCCUACAUACCGCGUGCAGGUCAACACACUCACCAAAUUUGCGACGAACUUGAUCUACGCCGCGGGAGAAUUCCUCGAUGGAGUACUUACCAAAAACGGGCAAUUGACGAACCCCGUUGCGGACUAUUUGGCUUGGGAGAAGAUUCCCGCGAGUCUGCGCUCUGGUUGGUCUCAGAGCACACGAACAGCUCUUGACAAGUUCCCGAGUGAUUGGCCAGAAGCCGAAUACAUUUCCGGCGCAGGCUACAUUGGAAACGUCUCCAAUCUCCUCACCGACCAGCCCAAGGACGGGUACGAGUAUGCCUCAAUGUUGGGCGUAUUGAUUACACCAACCUCUAGAGGAAACGUCACGCUCAAGUCUGCUGAUACAUCGGAUUUGCCAAUUAUCAACCCCAAUUGGUUGGGUGAAACUGCCGACCAAGAAGUCGCCAUUUCUAUGUUCAAGAGAAUGCGACAGGCCUUCCAGAGCGACGCGAUGGCACCAGUAAUCAUUGGCGACGAGUACAAUCCGGGUCCUGAUGUACAAUCCGAUUCGGAAAUCUUGGAGUUUAUCAAGAAUAAUGUCAUGACCUUAUGGCAUGCCGCUUGUACCUGCAAGAUGGGUACAUCUGAUGACGAUAUGGCGGUUGUUGACUCUCAAGCCCGAGUGUUUGGAGUAGACGGGCUUCGCGUGGUUGAUGCUAGCGCCUUCCCAUUCCUUCCCCCAGGUCAUCCCCAGUCUACUGUUUAUAUGCUUGCAGAGAAGAUUUCGGAGGCUAUCAUUCAGGCACAGUAG